Messenger RNA from Jaculus jaculus (lesser Egyptian jerboa), 1117 nucleotides. RefSeq names its product glycine N-acyltransferase-like. Gene Ontology annotation, cellular component: mitochondrion. Gene Ontology annotation, molecular function: glycine N-acyltransferase activity; glycine N-benzoyltransferase activity. Gene Ontology annotation, biological process: glycine metabolic process. The transcript is spliced from 6 exons. Bases 133 to 1023 code for a protein of 296 amino acids. The record is from RefSeq and is a predicted model, not a curated record. NCBI's taxonomy places the organism in Eukaryota, Metazoa, Chordata, Mammalia, Rodentia, Dipodidae.
UCUGUUAUUUCUGGGGGAUACAUACCAAACUCAGUCACUCCUCAAGUAGCAUUGGAAGGGGAUCUCACCUCCCAGAAAUCUAUUUCUGUGAAGACUGGUUGUGGAGGCAGCUUUCUGGCUCCGGUGUCCUCCAUGAUGUUCCCAUUGCAAGGCAGGCAGAUGCUGCAGAUGCUGGAGAAGGCCCUAAGGAGCAGUCUUCCAGAAUCCUUAAAGGUUUAUGGGACCAUCUACCACAUGAACCAUGGAAACCCAUUCAAGCUAAAGGCCUUAGUAGACAAGUGGCCCGACUUUAAUACUGUGGUUGUCCGCCCUCAGGAGAUGGACAUGACAGAUGACCUUGAUCACUACACAAAUACUUACCAAAUCUACUCCAAGGACCCUCAAAACUGUCAGAAACUCCUUGACUCUCCAGAAGUUAUAAACUGGCAGCAGCAUUUGCAGAUUCAAAGUUCUCAGUCCAGCCUGAAUGAGGCAAUACAGGAUCUUGCAACCACUAAAUCUUUCCAAGUGAUACAUUCCGAAAACAUUCUGUUCCUAGCAGCUGACACAGCCAACGAACUGAGCCCUUCCCUGGUGGAUACAAAGAACUUGUUGCCCAGUGGUAGCAAGCCUAAGGACAUCAAUGAAAGCAUGUUUAAACUGUCAUCACUGGAUACUACGCAUGUCCCCUUGGUGGAUAAAUUCUGGCUUUUUGGAGGCAAUGAGAGGAGCCAGAGGUUUAUCAAGCGCUGUUUACAGAACUUUCCAAGUACCUGUGUCCUUGGGCCUGAGGGGACGCCUGCAUCCUGGACCCUAAUGGACCAGACCGGAGAGAUGAGAAUGGGGGGCACACUACCUGAGUACCGGGGCCAAGGCCUCGUCACCUAUGUCGUCUAUUCACAGCACCAGGCCAUGAAGAAACUCGGCUUUCCUAUUUAUUCUCACGUAGAUAAGAGCAACAAAGCGAUGCAAAAAAUGAGUUACCAAGUGCGUCAUGUUCCCAUGCCUUGUGCCUGGAACCAGUGGAAGUGCAUUCCUCUGUGAAACCGCUCCAAACACAAGGUGGUGCUGGUGGGCCUGAGGAUGUAACUGGGGGCGUGGAAGGUGGGCACAAAGAAAGAAUAAACUAUAGUCAGCA